GCUGGUGAUUUUUGGCGCUGAUGGCGCUCCGUACUCAAGACUUCUGCACUGACUCUCAGAUGUAAACGCGUCUUCAGCUGUUGCUGUCAUGAUCGGAGACGCCGCGCACAUUUUCCCAGCAGAAGAUGGUUUGUUUGAGGAGACGUUCAGCACGGAAAACACAUACAGAGUCCACGGACUGAACAUCAGGAUUCAGCAGGAUUACAGCGCGAGCCUGGGCGUCGCUGCGUCAGUCUGGGACUCCGCUCUGCAUUUAUGUCAGUUCUUUGAGAAGGAGUCUCUGGAUCUCAGUGGGACGCGGAUCAUAGAGUUGGGUGGAGGAACAGGACUGGUUGGCAUAGUGGCUGCACGAUUAGGAGCCCAUGUGACCAUCACAGACUUACCUUCUGCUGUUUGUCAGAUCGAGAGGAACAUUGCGGUGAACACGCCGCUCUCAGGAUGGCCCUCGGACGGCCCCACGGUGUCAGCGCUGGCGUGGGGCCUGGACCACCGCCGAUUCUCCUCCAGCUGGGACUUUGUGCUGGGCACAGACAUCGUCUAUCUGCCUGAAACCUUCCCUCUUCUCUUGGACACACUGGUUCAUCUGUGCCGGGACGGGGCUGUUGUCUAUCUGGCGUCAUCGAUGCGCAGAGAACACGGCGCUCAGGACUUCUAUGACCGCAUGUUACCGCAGAUGUUCGGCGUGGAGCUCGUGCACAGAGAUCCUGAGAGCAAUAUCAAUAUUUAUAAAGCUACUUUGAGAUGAGCCCUCCAUCCGUCCUCCAUAUUAGCUUAUUAGAGUCUAAUUUUAUAUCUGGAGCUGGGAAGUUUGAAUAUUGGGGAGUAACAGAACACAUAUAAUGCCAUUAUGUAUUUAUAAUACAAAAUAUUCCUUUAUGGUUGCUGUUGAAAUCUUUUGAGCCCAAUAUGCAUUUCUAUACUUCAACUAAUUUAAUUAAGUGUGAACAUGAUACAAUAUUGAGAUAUGGUUUGAAAUUAGUUAUUUUAGUAAGUUUUAGAGGAGGUUAUUCUCCAAACACUUAUGAAUGUACAGUGUUAUAAUUAUAAUGCUAGUUUUUAGAUAUGGGUAAGAUACAGCAGCUAUAAAUAUUAAACCGAUAAUGCGGUAAAACAGUAAAACCAGUCAUGUGUGAUUAACCAUUAAGUGUUGCUAAAGUAAAGGUGUUGUUAGUGAUCCACAAGCCCCAGUGUGACUCUUGUUAAAUACAUUAAUGCCGUAAAAAGGCAUUUUAAAAUAGUACCUUUAAAGGUAAACUUUCCAUUUCAGAAAUGUAAAAUAAAACUGUGCAUGAAUUUUACUGUUCCUUGUGUAUGGCACUGUAAUGCAAAAUUGGAAAAUGCUGAAAUUAUGAGAACUGAAGGAUUACGACAAGUUUAAUCACGAAGUAGGAUAUAAAGAGAAAGUAAAAUAUCAAACAAUCUCAAUACAACUGACCCUCAGGCACAGACAGUCAUUACAGAAGGUCACAAAUAAGCACAAGUCUUGUUGUUUCUGUAAUUUAAUACCCAUAGCGUUUGAACUACAAAAGCUGACACUGCACUACAACACUUUUCUAACACAGUUCAGUCUGUUAUUCCAUACUAUUUGUGUUUGUGUGUGAGUCAGUCCCGGACCCAUAUGCUAAAUGAUUAGCACGGCCCCCCAUUUACAUAGAUUUUCCUGUUGAAUAUUUGCAGCACAAAAUAAACAUGAAUAUUUGAAUGCAUGUUGAAAAAAAUCUGAACAAUUGAAUACAAACGAAUGUCUUCUAAAUCGAUCAGAGUUUAAAAAAAAAGUCAAAAUGACGGAUAUUACAGAAGUAGGUCUACAGGUGGAAUUUUCACAUGAACUUCACAAUAUAACAUGAUUUUAUUAUCGUCAUUUUGACUUUAUUCUAAAAAUAUUAUGAAGUUAAUCUUAUUUGUUUUUUUCAACAUGGCACAAAAAUGCUGCUGUAUAGGCUACUGAAUGCAAAUACAAGUUUGGCACAGCAGGCUAAAAAACAAACAAUAAACAAACAAAACACAAACCAACAGAAAAAAAGUAGUGAGGGAAUAUUUGAACUACUGUUUUCUGAUCGAUGUUGCAAAAAUGAAUUUGACCCUGACUCACCAUCUCCUCAUUGGAAAUGCAUCUUUAUGGAUUACAUAAUGAAAGAGUUUUUGUUUUCGAUUUGAAUUAUUUUGUUUUAAAAUAGUCAUUUUAAGCAUUUUAUAGAUGAAUUUAUCAUGUUGGUGAAGCACCAAGUAGACCCUUUGCUGUUUGACCCUGAAUGAUGUAUGGGCCUAAUCUUACCUUUAUGAGCAAAAAUGAUUGGUGUAUAUUUAAUAAAAAAAAAAUUUUAUUAAAAAAUAAAUAAUGCAAGGGAUCGCACAGGCGAAGCAAAGCAUGCAUUAGCUUCCACUCUCCUCAAACGAUUGGAUAUGCACCUAACAGUGCUCAUUUAUCUAGCAUACAUGUUUAAAUGAAUACUGUGACAUGCAUGAAGUGUUUUAUGUCUAUUUAUUUUAGGCAAUUCGUGUUGGUUUGAGAAGGCUAAAUUGAUCAAAAAUAAUGCUCAACUCACUGUCUGCCGCUUGGUCGUUCCUUUAAAAAACAAACACUUGAAUUAACAAACAAACAAAAAGAAAUAUGACAACUUUGCCAUUAAAAACUAAAGCUGAACUAUUUUAAUAGCUGUGCAGUGGGAAAGAGAGAGAAAAAGACAUGGUAUCCAGUCGGACUUGGGCCGGGAAUUCUCACCAGCUGUUGGACAAGGGCCGGGCUCAUGCAGGACUAUAUUUGUUCCCCCGUUUCAGUUAAAAGUUCCCCCCAGCUCGGCGUGCCCCCAAACUGCCCAGGCACAUAUGCACCUGCAUACCAUCCAUAUAUGACGCUACACCACUGCUGCAUCGACAGUUUAACAUGUAAUACAAGAAAGUAAAUUAAGUAAAAGUUCCAAAAGGCAUUAUUGAGAACCUUUAAAGUUUUAGACCUAUUGCUAUUGUAAAAAUCACACUGUAAGGAAAAUAUAUUACUAUGGACUAUUUAUCAAAAUAAAAAAACUCUGUAUUUGUGAGUGCUACAGAUAAAUACCAAGUGAUUUAUUAGCCAUAUUUUAUCAUUCAUUCAUUC
Carassius auratus (goldfish) is the source of this 3094-nucleotide messenger RNA. Its product is annotated as EEF1A lysine methyltransferase 3. Gene Ontology annotation, cellular component: cytosol; protein-containing complex. Bases 89 to 745 code for a protein of 218 amino acids. The transcript has 3 exons. NCBI's taxonomy places the organism in Eukaryota, Metazoa, Chordata, Actinopteri, Cypriniformes, Cyprinidae. The record is from RefSeq and is a predicted model, not a curated record.